Messenger RNA from Rhopalosiphum maidis (corn leaf aphid), 3678 nucleotides. RefSeq lists its product as uncharacterized. The record is from RefSeq and is a predicted model, not a curated record. Bases 435 to 2567 code for a protein of 710 amino acids. Lineage: Eukaryota; Metazoa; Arthropoda; Insecta; Hemiptera; Aphididae. The transcript has a single exon.
AUAACAAAAUGCAAAUGGCUGGCGCACCAGACGUAAUGGUUUAUUAGGAAUGUUUAUUGUUUCCGGGCGUAUAUUCACUGUUCGUAAGUGCGAUUUUGGUAGGUGCCGUAUCGUUUGUACACAUCUUUUACAUUCGUCUGUCGUGAUCGUUCGAACGUAGUACGACGUAGUGUGCGCGAGUUUUGAUGUAAAAAUGUGUUGACACACUUAGGAGCUACCGUGGUCGUGUCGACAGCGUAUCAUGACAAAGGAUUGCAUCGGUAUCCUAUGCGCCGCCGACACCUGUGAACCCGGCCGUCUUGUAAUGUCCAGGGUAUUAUCGUAAGUUGACAUGUAACAUUUAAGUACACGGCCGAGUUAGUGUUUUUUUAAAAAUAAAACCUAAAACGACAAUAUUAUAAUAAUGAAAGGAGUCCGUUUCUGAUAUCACGCAAAUGCGACCAGUCAUGCCACAGGUAUUGCUUGCGGCAAUGCUUUGGCUCCUGGUGUCUGACAGCAAUGCACAAAUGUUUGAUCAUGACAUGGGUGUAUUAGAUAGACGGGUUUUAACCGAUGGUGUAGACUAUGAGCUGUUCAAUAAGACACUAGCGUCAAAGCCAGGAUCAAGCUCUCGGGCUUCACGGACAAAUUCGUCUCAACAACAGCAGCAUGUAACAAGUCCAACUAAUCGUUUGAUACCUGCAUACAAUCCUCCAGAUCGAAACACUUUUACUCCACCCCUACCCCCAGAGCGGUUUAAUCCAUUUGCUGAUAAACCAACACUUAGGGGUAGUAAUUCAGAAAAGCCAUUGCAAACUAGGCGGCCAGGAAUUGUGCAGGCAAAAUUUGAAAAAGAAUUUAUACCUAUUAGACCUGUAGAUGUUCCAGUUGCAGAUACAAAAAAGAAGACAAUUAACACACCUAGUUUGAAUAAAUUAAGAGUGCCAGAAUCUACUUAUUCUGAACCAACUAGUACUACAGCAGUUAAUGGAUUCAAAGGCCUUAACGAUACUUAUAAUAUUGUAGUACAGCAAGUGCAAAACUUGUCAACCCCAAAUGUUUUUAGAAUAUUGUUUGAUGAUACAGGUAAGAAAAUGGAUGGUUUAUUAGGUAACGAUAAGCCCAACUUUGACCAGGAUCUUAAACCAUCUCGAACCGUUAAACAAGAAGUUCCCAAGCCCACACAACGAACUGUUCAGCCAAUUGAAACCACAUCUUCAUCACAAGUAUAUGAAACAACAUCUGAAGAAACAACUGAAAAUGAACCUUCAAUAUUUAAGGAGCAACAAGUAACAGAGUCAAAAAAUGAUGUUGAUAUACCUGAAUCACAUCCAGAAAUAGUAUCAAUGCCAGAUCAUCCUGAACCAAGAGCCAGGUAUAUUCUUGGAGUUUUUUGGGAUGUUCAUGUUUAUUUAAUUGCUAUACUCUUCCUGAUAUUAGUAUUUUGUUCAAUGGUUAGUAUAGCAAGGAUAAGAGCAUUUAAGAAAUUAUUAACAUGUGGUUACUUUGUCACUAUACAUGGUUUACUAAUAAUCAUAGGCUGUGUAAGAAGUGCUUAUUUGUUGUAUGAUCCAUAUAACGUAAACGGAACAUUAUCUAUUCAAGUGUCUGGGUUGGCUUUGAACAUAGUAUUCCCACUCUUGUUGACUGUAUAUUCAGUUUUAUUUUUGUUUCUGUUGCGAGCCACCGAUGUAAAAACAAUUUUUUAUAAUUUACAAAAAUCAUCAUUAUUAGCAAUAUUUAUUUGUUGCUAUAUGGCAUUUUGUAUUAUUGUAUUGUUUUAUUCAGAAGCUCAUAUACUUUCAUUAGUAUCCAAAUGUAUCUACAUUCUAUUAUGUGUGAUACUUGGAGUGACUUAUGUAUGUCUAUAUAGAUCUAUGACUAAUGCUUCCUUAAGGAAACAAGGAACUAUAUUUGGAGCUAGCUUCCAUGAACAUCGCCCUACUUUGGCUCAUUCUGUACGCGUGACAUUGGCCACUAGUAUGCUGAGUCUUCUUAUGGCAUCAGUUCAAUUAUAUGGUAUGGUUGGUGUCUAUGAAAUGCUGGGUAAAGAUCAGCCAAACCCAUGGUUAUGGUGGGGUUAUCAGUUUUCUGUACGUGUGAUUGAGAUAUCAUCAUGUUUUUUGAUAUUUUGGGCAUCCAUACAGCCACUGAGAUAUACUAGCGAAAAAGAAGCUCAAAAUCAAUCCGGCUUAACAUUAUUCCCAUGUCGUGGUACUGUUUCCCGGAGUGAUCCACCAUCAGAUGACAUUUAUCCAGCCAUCUGCAGUGCCAAUCAAGCUGUACACAAUUAUACAUUACGUACAGGCAAACACAUAUAUGAUGACACGUACUCAAUGGGUGGUCCACCAUUGGCUAACCAUCAAUUAUUUGCGCAUACUACUGAAAGGAGAUCAUUAAAACGAAUGGAUGAUGACUCUAGAAGUAUGUAUGCGUAUGCAGAGAGAGCAGCCAUACAGCCUUCGCCGUCCAUGUUAGUUGCUGAAAAUGGAUUUGUUAGGUUUAGAUCACUAGCUGAUGAACGUAAUUCAGAAGAUCAGAUGUAUCCGAUCAAAAUUCAUCAUCACAGGGAUAACUGUUGUACUUAAUAAAUAGACCCUAAAUAAGUUGACUAUUCUUUUUUAUUUUUUUAUUUUUGUACAUAGAAUAUUUAUGUAAUUUUUUCUGUUUAAAUUUAAUGUGUUCCUUUAGCUUAAACAACAUUCCAUUAUAUAACAUUUUCGUUUCUUAUUACCUAUGAUUUUUUUUUUUUUCAAAGACUGCUUUAUUUCUUAGGGGCCAAGUAUAGUAUCAGUAUAACAGUUUACGUAUUUAGAAGUAAAAACACGUAACAUUGAUUUUACAUUACAUACUUUUUAAUGAACAAACAAUACAAUUGGCCUAUACUUAACACAUUUGUUUAAUCCUUUAAAAAAAUUGUUUAGCUUCUUUAUUUUUUUACUAACAUGUCUGUGCCAUUUUUUUUUACAUAGGUACUUACAAAAUGUCUACCUAGUAACAAUUUUAUAACAUUCAUAUUUUUAAAACUAUUUAUUAUUGUCAAAACAAUGAUGUCAUCCGUCCCGGAUUAAAUAUUUUUCCAUAAAUCCAUCUAUAUUGGUACUCAUGUUAUAAAAUUCUGAUAAAUUAAUAAGGAGCCAAAAUACGGACUGUAAUAUUAAUUUUUGAACAUAGAUUUUUAACAUUUUCAACACUAUGUAAUAAUAAUUAAUAUUAUAGUAAAUACCGCUUGAUAUGAUUAUUAGCUAAUAGCAUAAUACCCUUAAAAUGUUUCUUUAAAAAAAAAAUGUAAUGAGGCUACCUCUAUGAAAUAAAAUUACAGUCGUAUACAUAUUAUUGAAUUUUUCUUUUUAUAGAAUUAAUCCAUUUUUGUUUUGUGAUAAUAUGAUCAUAUUAGCGGUACUCACUGUUAUAUUAAAUAAAUUAUAAUGUUGUUUUUGUUUCAGAUAUUUUAUUAACUUGAGUAUCAACUAUUAUUAGGAUUUUAUGACUUAUUUAGUAGAAUUGCUUCUUGCCUUAGUUUCAAUUUGCAUUUAAAUGAGUUCCUUUGAGUUAAAAAAAGAAAAUUAAAGAAUUUCCAUGGUCUUACAGACAAAACUAAAUCUCAUUAAUAGAUUAAUUUUAAUAGGAAUGUUUACUAAAAAUAUAUAUAUAUAGUCGACCUUUAUCAUGUUGUUAUUUACUUAUUGUGAUCAUCCA